UAUUUCCUGCUGAAGGACAUUUUAAGUACAGGGAUCUCCUGUCUGCAGUGGUAACGGAGACGAAAUGAUCUAGAUGUCUAAUCAGAAUGCAGACGAGCCAUGACAGAAACGACAGUUUGCGUUGGCUUGUUUACAUCCGUCAAAGCACUUUGGGAAGUCAGGAUCCAGAAGAUAAAUGAACAGCUUCAAAAAGAAAAGGAGGUUCAACAAAGGGUUGCAGGGAGGUUGACUGUUGCUUGGGAAGAGAGGGCUAGCUUUGCCAAACUGAAACAAAAAGUCAUCACUGAAAAUGGAAGGGCUGUUUUAAGAAUUGAACAAGAAGAAUGGAAGGCAGUACCUUCUUGCUUGCUGAAACUGAACCACCUCCAGGAAUGGCAACUUCACAGAGUUAGUUUGGUAAAAAUCCCUCAGUUUAUUGGCCGCUUUCAAAAUCUCCUUGUUCUAGAUCUCUCUCGAAAUUCCAUCACAGACAUUCCCAGGGAGAUCGGUCAGUUGACAAAUCUCCAAGAGCUGAACCUCAGUUAUAAUAAAAUUAAAUCCAUUCCUAAAGAACUAAGUAACUGCGUCAGCUUAGAAAGGCUGGAACUGGCUGUGAACAGAGACAUUUCGGACCUUCCCCAUCAGCUCAGUGAUAUGAAGAAACUCUAUCACCUAGAUCUCAGCAUGAACCAAUUUACCACGUUCCCUUCAGUCAUCCUGGUGAUGCCCAACUUGGAAUGGUUAGACAUGGGAAGCAACAAACUGAAAGAAAUCCCUGACAACAUUGACAGAGCUGAAAACCUACAUACUUUGUGGCUGCAGAGGAAUGAGAUAACUCAUUUACCAGAAUCCAUUCGAAACUUACAGAACUUGAGCACCUUGGUUCUCACCAGCAACAAACUCCAAGAUAUUCCUGUUUGCAUGAAGGACAUGCCAAACCUGAGAUUUGUCAACUUCAGAGACAAUCCCCUAAAGCUGGAUGUAAAACUUCCCCCUUGUGAGAACGAAGAGGAGGAGGAAGAACGAGAAUUGUAUGGAAUUCAGUUCAUGCAUGCUUACAUUCAUGAGUCGCUCGGCAUAAAAGAUAUGGAAAGUGAUAUUGGAAUUGGUUCGAGUGGUGCUGCUGAUGCUGCUAAUAAGUGAAAAAAUAUUCUGUGCCAAUUUGGGUUUUUGCUGCUAUUGGAAGGCAGCUUUCACAGUUCUCCCAAGCAAAGAAGGACUGAGUGACAGCUAUAUUUUCUUUUACUAAAAUAUCAAGUUGUUUUAUUAGGAAUAAGCAAGUGUUUUCAUCUUCUUCUGUUACCAGAGGAGAUUAUAAAAAUAAUUUGGUAAACAAAA
Molecule: messenger RNA, 1317 nt
Organism: Anolis sagrei ordinatus
Lineage: Eukaryota; Metazoa; Chordata; Lepidosauria; Squamata; Anolidae
Source: RefSeq, a predicted model, not a curated record